AUGACGGUCUUUCCAAUCCCCACCCAGCUUUUUAUCAACGGAGAGUAUACCGACUCGGCCUCGCCAGAGCGGUUUCCGAUCUAUAACCCGACGAAUGAUUCCUUGAUUACCGACAAGCUCCAGUUCGCAGUAGAAGAGGACGUGAACAAGGCAGUGAAGAGUGCCCAAAUUGCCUUCCGAAGUGCGGCAUGGACCAUCACAGCCAAAGAGCGCGGGCGUCUUCUUCAUCAGAUUGCGCAAGUGCUUCGCGAAAAUAAGGAUGAGCUCGCUUGGCUGGACCGCAUCGCUAUGGGGAAACCGGUGAAGGCGGGUCUUGGAGAAAUCCAAAUGGCGGCCGACUUGUUCGAGUACUAUGCCGGCUGGGCUGACAAGCAUGCCGGAGAAAGCUUCCCCGCGGAUGACGGGUUUCUCAAAAUUGUGCAGCAUGAGCCGCUGGGUGUUUGUGCAGGUAUUCUUCCAUGGAAUGGGCCUAUCGGCCUCAUUGCGUUUAAGUGCGGCCCGGCACUCGCAACUGGUAACGUUAUGAUCCUGAAACCUAGCGAGAAGACUCCAUUCUCCGCACUGCGUUUUGCAUCACUUGUCUCCAGCAUUCUUCCACCCGGAGUCCUUCAAGUUCUUACCGGUGCCGGGGCCACGGGUGACCUCCUAGCACGACAUCCCCACAUUCGAAAGAUUAGUUUUACUGGCUCCGGUCCCACGGGGAAGAAGAUCCAGCGCGCUGCGGCGGAAACCAAUCUCAAGCGUGUUACUCUUGAGUUGGGUGGCAAGUCCCCAGCGGGGAUUUUUGAGGACUGCAAUCUCGAGAAUGCCGUUCAGUGGGCCACGACUGCUAUCACCCAGAACAGUGGGCAGGUUUGCAUUGCUGCAAGCCGGCUAUAUGUCCAGGAGAGCAUAGCAGAGAAAUUCACGGAGGCUUUUGUGAAAAGCAUGAAAGCCGCUGCCGAGCGUGUUGGCGACCCUGACAAUGAGGAGACUGGACUCGGUCCAUUGGCAGACAAGGCCCAGCUGGCCCGAGUGGAGUCAUUCUUCGCUGACGGUGAGACUCAGAUUCUUGUGGGUGGGAAACGACGUGGGGAUACGGGAUGUUUCUUUGAGCCGACGGUGCUCUAUAACCCUGACUCCCAGGCCAAUGUGUAUAAGAAUGAGAUCUUCGGCCCCGUGACAUGCCUGCGCACCUUCAAAACUGAGGAAGAGUUCUUGGAGAUGGCCAAUGAUACUGAGUAUGGGUUGAUGGCCGCGGUCUUUACGAAGGACGUGUCGAGGGCGAUGCGGAUCAGUGCUUUGCUGGAGAGUGGCUCGGUGGGAAUCAAUUGUGUGUCAAUGAUCAAUCAACAGGUACCGUUUGGGGGAUAUAAGCAAUCGGGUAUUGGGCGUGAGCUGGGAAUUCAUGGAUUGGAAUCGUAUACCGAGACCAAGACGAUUUAUUUGAAUCUCAACUGUUAG
Messenger RNA from Penicillium macrosclerotiorum, 1443 nucleotides. RefSeq names its product aldehyde dehydrogenase family protein. The transcript has 4 exons. Gene Ontology annotation, molecular function: aldehyde dehydrogenase (NAD+) activity. Bases 1 to 1443 code for a protein of 480 amino acids. NCBI's taxonomy places the organism in Eukaryota, Fungi, Ascomycota, Eurotiomycetes, Eurotiales, Aspergillaceae. The record is from RefSeq and is a predicted model, not a curated record.